Messenger RNA from Ziziphus jujuba (common jujube), 1144 nucleotides. RefSeq lists its product as uncharacterized. The coding region runs from base 309 to 1025 and encodes 238 amino acids. The record is from RefSeq and is a predicted model, not a curated record. The transcript has a single exon. Lineage: Eukaryota; Viridiplantae; Streptophyta; Magnoliopsida; Rosales; Rhamnaceae.
AGUCAUUUAAUAAAAUUAUAUGGUACUUUUCUAUAUUUAUGAACGCCAUUCAUACAUUUUGUGUCGUUUAGAUUACCCUCUAAAUGUUAACAAAGCCCUUUAUUAAUCAAUCUGUAAGCAAUGCUUAAUUAUGGAUAUAUAAGCCAUUUCUUCCUUUUUUCUCCGAGACACAAGCAACAGCUACCAAAGCACACGGACUAUCUCAUUUUAAGUGACUAAAGAUUUUGGACCAAAUAGCAUUCUCAAACCUAGUCCAAGUAAACAAAAUUCUGUUAAAACCGUUAUUCAACAGCAAAUAAGAGGGAAACAUGUAUAUAACAACCACAUAUCCUAUUCAAGAUCGUUUCCAUUUUUCCUUAUACUUGAUCUUUUCCUCUCUCCCCUGUCUCCUCUUCUCUAAAAUGGCAUAUUUUAUCCCACAAACCUUCUCUUUGACCCUGCUAUUCCUCGUAGCUUUUGUCACAUUCAUUUCCGCCAUUGAAGCCCACUGCUCUGACGCUGUGUUCACUUCUCUCUCAUCAAGCGGCUUCACACUCUUUGCUCAGGCCCUCCAUGCUCAGAACCAAACCACGGACUCUAAAAGCCUCACCUACUUUGUUCCACCUGAUACUUCCCUUCUAGGCCAUCCCCUCAAUGUUGACACCUUCCACUAUCACGUUUCCACUGCCGGAGCGCUCCCUUACAAGUUCCUCCUCACCCUUCCUCAAAACACCACGCUUCCUACUCUCCACAACACAACACUCGUGGUUGACACCGAUGGAGAAAGAUUAUCUUUGAAUGAUGUUCUUGUCAGUGCUCCAAAUAUUUAUGUUGAAGAGUCCUGUGUGGUCCAUGGUGUUGAAAGUCCUUUGGUGCCAAUACCAUCAUCAAUGGAUGAUCAUCCAUUGCCAAAAACCAAGACUACAGCAUCUCUGUUUUCACCGAAGCAUUAUCACCGCCGGUUUAAGGAACUUCUUAGGUUUAUUCGUCGAGCACAUCGUCCAAUUUUUGAUGUUAAAAAUGGAGAACAUGAUGAUCAUCCUUAAAUUAUUGAGUUCAUGGUAUUUUCCCUCAUAUGCUGUUGAUGGAUUGUUGAUGUUUGGCACAAGAAGCUAGUUAUGUAAUUUCUCUUUUAUAUGUAUUCAAUAUACUGGUAAUGGGGAUA